UUCAUGGAAGCGAUGUCCCCGCAGCAAGAGACUCUCGGAGGGCAGCCGGGGCGCUCCACUACCCUGACAGGAGUGUCUCGGCUCGCCGAGGGCCUGAGCACCAAGAAGAAAAUGAAAACACUAGCAGAAAGGAGGAGGAGUGCUCCAUCUCUUAUUCUGGACAAAGCCCUGCAAAAACAGCCUAGUACCAAGGACAGCCCUUCUGCUGGGUCCGCGUGCUCCAGUAGGACUCUGUUGAUUGAUGGCUGGGUAGAACUCAGAAGAGGCCUCCAGAGACAGGAGCGACAUCUUUUCCUGUUCAAUGAUUUGCUUGUUGUGGCCAAAAUCAAGUAUAACAACAACUUUAAGAUUAAAAACAAAGUCAAGUUAAGUGACAUGUGGACAGCAGGCUGUGUGGAUGAAGUGGGAGAAGGGAACACCAGUGCCAUGAAAUCCUUUGUCUUGGGCUGGCCCACAGUUAACUUUGUUGCCACUUUCUGUUCUCCAGAACAAAAGGACAAAUGGCUCUCUCUCCUCCAGAGAUACAUCAAUCUAGAGAAAGAGAAGGACUACCCGAAGAGCAUGCCCCUCAAAAUCUUCGUCAAGGACAUUGGGAAUUGUGCCUAUUCUAAAACUAUAACAGUAAUGAAUUCAGAUACAGCAAGUGAUGUUAUCAGCAUGUCACUACCAAUGCUAGGGAUAACUGGAUCUGAGAGAGAUUACCAAUUGUGGGUCAAUUCUGGAAAAGAAGAAGCACCAUACCCACUUAUUGGACAUGAAUAUCCUUACGGCAUUAAAAUGAGCCAUCUUCGAGACUCGGUGCUCCUGGCACAGGGAUCCAAGGACUCCUCCACAGCUUCCAAUCUGCAGGAGCCGUUCCUCAUGGACCAGCUGCCACGCGAGAUGCAGUGCCAGUUCAUCCUGAAGCCCAGCCGCCUGGCCGCCGCCCAGCAGCUGAGUGAUUCAGGCCAGAAGACAUUCAAGAGGAAGCUAUCUGUCAUUAACUGGGCCUUUUGGCGAGGCUCCAGCACUCACCUCGACAACCUGCCCAUGUCACCAACCUCUCCCAUGCCAGGCCAGCUCUUUGGUGUUUCUCUGCCAAAUAUCUGUGAAAAUGACAAUCUACCCAAACCUGUCUUGGAUAUGCUUUUCUUUCUUAAUCAAAAAGGACCCCUCACCAAAGGCAUCUUCAGACAGUCGGCAAAUGUAAAAUCCUGCAGAGAAUUAAAAGAAAAAUUGAAUUCUGGAAUUGAAGUGCACCUAGACUGUGAAUCGAUUUUUGUGAUAGCAUCUGUCUUAAAGGAUUUUCUACGAAAUAUCCCAGGAAGCAUUUUUUCAUCAGAUCUCUAUGAUCAUUGGGUCUGUGUAAUGGAUCAAGGCAACGAUGAAGAGAAAAUAAAUACAAUUCAAAGGCUGUUAGACCAGCUUCCAAGAGCCAAUCUCGUUCUCCUGAGAUACCUUUUUGGAGUAUUACACAACAUUGAGCAACACUCGUCCUCCAAUCAGAUGACUGCAUUUAAUUUAGCAAUAUGUAUCGCUCCAAGCAUUCUUUGGCCUCCUGCUUCUGCCAGCCCAGAACUAGAAAAUGAAUUUACAAAAAAGGUUUUACUGCUUAUACAAUUUCUGAUUGAAAAUUGCUGUAGAAUAUUUGGUGAAGAAAUCACUUCCCUCUUGGGGGAGAUUUCAGUGAGCUGUGAUCUUAGAGAAAAUGCAUCAGAUAUUUCCUGCUUCCAACUGAAUGACUCCUCCUAUGACAGCUUGGAAAAUGAGCUCAAUGAAGACGUCGAUGCUCCAUGUAGCGACUUGGUCAAGAAGCUUAGCCAGGGGAGCAGAAGCAUGGACUCUGUCUUAACCCUCAGUGACUAUGACCUUGACCAGCCUGAGGUGGAAGGCCUUUUAACCCUGAGUGACUUUGACUUAGACCGUUCUAAAGAUGAAGACAUUCCAAUGAAAUGGCCUCUUGAAUCUAAGCCAGUAAGCAUGUCAAUGGCGUACCCAAAGGUCCCACUGCGGGAUCCCGCCCAGGCCCCCACCAGCGUGUGCGCACCCACCUACCUGUCCACGGUGGCCGCAGAUGCCCCCAAGAGCGGGCUGUGGCACCGGCGCUGCUCAGAGCCCAGCAUCGACUAUCUCGACUCCAAGCUGUCCUAUCUCAGGGAGUUUUACCAGAAAAAGUUGCGCAAGUCCAGCUGUGAUGCCAUUCUCUCUCGGAAGGAUGAAGACUACAUGAAGCACAGCCAGGCCCUCCAAGAAGAAGGUAAGGUAUGUUUAAAGCAGAGUCUGGUCACAGGCACUGGUACCAACAAGAAGAAUGCCUCUAAUCAAAAUGUUAAGAAGAAAAGCGUGUCUGGCAAUGAAGGCACGCAUAUGAGACUCUUUCAUAAGUCCAAGCCCGUGGCUAUUUCUGUGGCAUCUUACAGUGGCAUGUCUUCACAGGACCACUGCAGGGGCCAGCCCAGGAAUGCAGAAGCACCUCGGUUCUCCCCGCCACACACAGGAGACACCCUCAAGAGUUCAAGAAUACACCGGCGCUCCUCGGAGCCCAGCAUUGAUGACCAGCACUGCAAACUGACCUAUCUCAGGGGAAUUCACUCAAAGAAACAUCAUAAAGCCAGCUGUGAAGCCGGUCCCUUCCACGGAGAGGAAGAUUAUCUUCAGCGGCACAAGUCUUUGCAAAUGGAAGGACAAAAACUUAUUAAUCAGAGUUUGGUCAUGGGCAUCGAGGUAGGUAAGAGUAGUGCCACCAGCCAGAACACUGAGAAGGUCUUACCCCCUAAAUUAAACAUUUGCCCAAGGACUAGUUAUUCCAGCCUGUCCUCCCCAGGUACAUCCCCCUCCGGCUCCUCAGUGAGCUCCCAGGACAGUGCUUUCUCUCAGAUUUCUGAGCACUCCGUGUUUACGCCCACUGAAACCUCCUCACCGAUAGAUUGCACUUUCCAGGCUCAGAGGAAAGCAGAGGCGCUUCCUUCUGACUGUAGUAGUUCCGGCUUUGUUUCUCUGGUGCCCGGUUCUUCAUCAGGGCAGGCCAGCCGCCAUCUGGUGUGCCCAAAAAAGGACCCUCUGGAGUGGCACUCACAAAUGCAUUCUGUAACGCUUCACCCCAGCACAUGGUUGAGAAAUGGUGUGGCCAGUUUGAAAAACUGGUCCCUCAAAAAGAAGGCCAAAGCAUCUCACCCAGAGGAAAAGAAAGUCACUUCCCUGAAAGGACCUCUAGAGCCACUUCCACAUGCUUCCAGUUUUCCAGAAGCCACCUCCCUGCAAGAGAGACUGAAAGACAUGCCCUUGAGGGCAAGUGAAGGUCUUGGAGCUGGACAGACAGCUCAGUGGUGUAGUAUUUACCCCCACCAGGACCCCCAAAAAUACAGCAGCUCCCCACUCAGCCCCAUAGAAGACAGACUCCCAUUGUGCAAGAAGUCACACAAGGAGGUCGAGCAUGGUGGCCCGUGCUCUGCUGGUGCUCUCCCUGGCGAAAGGCCCUCCUCCAGCUCACUGACUGUGGAUGACCCCUCCAGCCCAGACUUGGGGCCUGCAGCAGGUCAAGAUGAUGCCGACAGUCAUCUAACCAAAGACAUUUGA
Molecule: messenger RNA, 3555 nt
Organism: Elephantulus edwardii (Cape elephant shrew)
Lineage: Eukaryota; Metazoa; Chordata; Mammalia; Macroscelidea; Macroscelididae
Gene: ARHGAP20
Product: Rho GTPase activating protein 20
Exons: 15
Coding region: 4-3555 (1183 amino acids)
Biological process (GO): regulation of Rho protein signal transduction; signal transduction
Molecular function (GO): GTPase activator activity
Source: RefSeq, a predicted model, not a curated record